Colletotrichum phormii is the source of this 1500-nucleotide messenger RNA. Its product is annotated as WD domain-containing protein. Gene Ontology annotation, molecular function: chromatin binding; protein binding. The coding region runs from base 189 to 1358 and encodes 389 amino acids. The transcript has 3 exons. Gene Ontology annotation, cellular component: Set1C/COMPASS complex. Lineage: Eukaryota; Fungi; Ascomycota; Sordariomycetes; Glomerellales; Glomerellaceae. The record is from RefSeq and is a predicted model, not a curated record.
AAAACCACAAUUGCAACCUUGGAACGACUGCACUUAUCCACUGUACUUGUGAAGGAGCGUUCUGAUCUUUCUCACGCCAACUUCAUAUCCUGCGACGAGUACAUCGUCUGCUCACAGCUCGCGACAGAAUCAAUUGAGACGCCGGUUUCCGAGCCAGUAGAGCCCUGGGAAUACUGAAAGAACCCAUAAUGGCUUCGAUGCCGAUGGAUCUGGACCAUCGCGAGUCGACCCCGGCCAACGGAAACUCGCUUAACAUCACGCGCUCUCUAGCAACCAACAAUACCACACCGUUGAGCGAAGUCAUAUCGUCAUUCCGCCCAACAAAGCUUUUUAAAAGAUCAGACAUCAAGGAUGGCCGUCCGCAACCCCACGUGCUGUCCCUCGACUUCGACGACCCGGGCGAGCUUCUCAUGACCUCCGAGAGCGACGAGACUAUCCAGAUUUACAGCGUGAAGGACGGUGAGCACAAGAAGAACUUGCUAAGCAAAAAGUACGGCGUUAAGCUGGCAAAGUUCACACAUACGAGCUCCAGCAUCAUCUACGCGAGUACGAAGCAAAAUGACCAGAUCCGAUACUUGGCUACCCACGACAAUUCCUUCAUCCGAUACUUCGAGGGCCACGAAAAGAGCGUCACAGAUAUUACAGUACACCCAGGAGCUGAUAACUUCAUCUCUUGUGGCCAGGACAAUACUGUGCGCCUCUGGGAUAUCUCGACGAAGCAAUGGUGCGGUCAACUGAACCUCAACUCUCCGUAUCUCGCGGCAUACGACCCGUCGGGGCAGACUUUUGCAGUCGCGUGUACGAGCAGCGGAAGCGUUCUACUAUAUGACUGCCGCAACUACGACAAGGCGCCAUUUGCGACCUUCGAUCUCGUCGACGCCGGCAGACACGUGGACUCACAGUUUGUAGUCAGGGGUUGGACGAAGCUGGAAUUUUCGAAUGACGGCAAGCAUAUACUGGUCGGCACUCGCGGCCCCGGCCACUUCCUACUCGAUGCCUUCGACGGGAGCUUGAAGGCGUACCUGCGCAAGCCCGAGGGCGGAACCCGGCGGCUGGCGGCUGGCGAGACAGCAACCACCAUCAAUGGCAGUAUGUCGAAGACGGACCAGCCCACAAUCGAAGGCAGCGGGGAUUGUUGCUUCUCUGUGGAUGGCCGUUACGUUCUGAGCGGUGGUCCGAAGGAUGUCCUGGUCUGGGAUAUCUUGACCCCGCCUCAGAACGAGACCAAGACCCUCGAUGCCACCUGGGUAUUGGAGGAAAAGCGAGAGGCGGCGGUGUUGGCAUUCAACCCGCGGUACAACUUCUUUGCGACGGCGGAUCAAGAUGUGCUGUUCUGGGUACCUGAUCCUCAUGCAUGAAGCGGUCGGUUCGUAGGAAAUUUAGAAGCUGUGAAAUGGCGGUCUGGAGAGGUCAAUGAUUUUCGGAGUCUAGGAUACAAGAUACCCAAUCCGUUGAAAAAAAAAAAAUUCGACAUCAAUGAAUUUGUUGAAACCUUGGGAA